Molecule: messenger RNA, 1074 nt
Organism: Aureobasidium musti
Lineage: Eukaryota; Fungi; Ascomycota; Dothideomycetes; Dothideales; Saccotheciaceae
Source: the annotation of a GenBank genome assembly
AUGGCAUCUCCACAGCAAAUUCGAACCACUACGACUGAUCUCCUCAAGAUCAAUCACCCAGUCAUGCUGGCUGGUAUGAACGUCGCUGCUGGUCCAAAACUCGCUGCCGCCGUCACAAAUGCUGGUGGCUUAGGUGUCAUCGGUGGUGUUGGCUACACCCCAGACAUGCUGCGUGAGCAGAUUGCUGAACUCAAGGGUUAUUUGAAGGACAAGAACGCUCCGUUCGGAGUUGACCUCCUGCUUCCUCAAGUUCUUAUCGAAAAUGCANGCUACGAUUAUACCAAAGGCAAACUCGAUGAACUCGUCGACAUCAUCAUCGACUCGAAGGCCUCGCUUUUCGUCUCUGCUGUUGGUGUACCGCCAAAGCACAUUGUCGAGAAACUACACAAAGCUGGAGUUUUGUAUAUGAACAUGAUCGGACACCCCAAGCAUGUAAAGAAGUGCCUGGAGAUCGGUGUCGACAUGAUCUGCGCCCAGGGUGGAGAAGGAGGUGGACAUACUGGCGACGUGCCUACAACUAUCCUGAUUCCGACCGUUGUUAAGAUGUGCGAAGGCCACAAGAGUCNNCCCCUGACCGGCAAGCCAGUACAGGUCAUUGCCGCUGGCGGUCUCUUCAACGGUCAGUCUUUGGCAGCCGCGCUCAUGCUCGGUGCUACAGCGGUUUGGGUCGGUACUCGCUUCGUACUCAGUGAGGAGGCAGGCGCUAGCAAGGCUCACCAAGAAGCCGUUCGCACAUCUGGCUUUGACGACAAUGUCCGCACCAUCAUCUUCACUGGACGUCCACUUCGUGUGAGAAAAAACCCAUACAUCGAGAAGUGGGAGAAUGAAAGACAAGCCGAGAUCAAGAAGCUGACAUCCGAGGGAGUCAUUCCUGUCGAACACGAUCUUGAAACCCUCGGAGAUGAUCUCGAUGAUGAUACCAUGGACAAUGCUCGACCCUUCCUGAUGGGUAAGGCUGCAGCUGUUGUGAAUGAAAGAAAGUCGGCCAAGGAAAUUGUAGAUGAGAUGGUCAGCGACGCCGUGUCAUGUAUUGGCAAAGGUAACAGCAGCAUUGUCAGCAAGAGCAAGCUCUAG